Molecule: messenger RNA, 4877 nt
Organism: Bactrocera dorsalis (oriental fruit fly)
Lineage: Eukaryota; Metazoa; Arthropoda; Insecta; Diptera; Tephritidae
Gene: bgcn
Product: benign gonial cell neoplasm protein
Exons: 5
Coding region: 44-3769 (1241 amino acids)
Cellular component (GO): intracellular anatomical structure
Molecular function (GO): protein binding; RNA binding
Source: RefSeq, a predicted model, not a curated record
GUUUGGGAUUUGAAUUUUUAAUAUUUUAAGCAUAUUUAACAUUAUGAUUAAAAAUAUUGUAAAUCAAUAUAUUUUUGAGCAAUUAAUGCAUUUUAAGGAUGGUAAUCGCUGUUGUCAAAAAUUUAGUGGAACUUUUCGUUCUGCAGAAAGAACGGCUUUCAUUGAGUACGCAUAUAAACUUGGAUACAACAGUCGUCCAUUUGUGAAUAAUGGAAUAGAAUUUAUAAAAGUAUUUAAGAAGAAUUGCUUACAUUUCGUGAAGCAUAUACCAGAGUUGCGACUUUCAUCACAUUCUGAAAAGGAGCUUUUUAUAUUGCAACGUGAAAGUGAUUUUAUUGGUAGUCAACUUGAGAUGCAAAUGUCGCCAGAGUUCUUCAGCCCCAAUUGCAUAAGGCCUUCUAUUCCUCCCCACAGAUUCUCUUUAGGAUUAAAACAAUCAAUGGCUCGUAAAAAUGUUCGUGGGCAACUAAGUUUUCAAGACAAUUGUCCAUUGCAAUCAUAUAAAAUUGGUUUGCUUGAGGCAAUUUAUCGCAGUAGAGUAUUGAUAGUAAACGGUGACUACAUCUUUGAGAAAUCAACGGGCUUGCCCAUGUACAUAAUUGAAAAUUGUGCUGAAAGACGAACUCAUUGCAAAAUAAUUUGUGUUGAGAGAGAACAGAUAUUGGCUAUUCAUAAUAGUGAAAAGCUUUCUGAGUAUUUAGGUGAGAAAGUGGGCAAUACUGUAGCCUUUCAAAUACAUCUCCAAAGCCGAAUAAGCGAAGGCUCAAAUCUUAUUUAUACAACUUCAAGUUUUUUACUACGUGUACUUAUGGGACAAAGUAUUGUGGAUAGUUUUCGACACAUUUCUCACAUAAUUGUUAAUGAUGUAUAUCGCCAUGAAGCAUUUACAGAUUUGUUAUUAAGUGAAUUGCGUUCUGCUCUUCGUUGCCAUGCACAUCUCAAGGUAAUACUCCUUUCAAAUUCGCAGUAUAAUUUAAAAUUUUUGGAGUAUUUUGGAGAAGGUGAAAUAUUACAAUUGGAAUGUAAUAUACCGGAUUCGCAUAAAUCUAACGUUUUUCACAUAGAGCAUAUACAGAAAAUUUUGGAAAAAGAUCGCCACCCAAAUAUACGCAGCCAGGUAACCUGUACUAACAACACCAAUAUGCUGCGGUUGAUUAACGGUAACAAUUUAAAUGUGGACCGUGUUCUUGAAAGCUAUGAACAAACUGGUGCAGAUCAAGCUCUAGAAACAUUUUUGUAUAUGGUUCGAAGCGAAAAUAUUUCUAUAGAUUACAGACAUUCUAUAACGGGUAAAACGGCGAUAAUUAUAGCUGCAAAACUUGGAAAUGUGGCGCACAUCAAACUUUUACUGGACAGAUUUGCUGAUCCCUAUAUCAUGGAUAUGCAAAAUCUGAAUGCUUUAUCCAAUGCGAUGGCUGGAGGAAAUAUCAUAUGUAUAGAGCUGCUAACCAAUACUUCGAAUAUGAAAUGUGCGAAUCCCGAAGAUCUAGAUUACAGCUUAGUUAUGGAUCUUAUACGUGUUUUAAUGACAAGUUCAAAGUGGGAACCUGGUAACAUAGUUGUUAUAGUAGCCGAUUACGAACAACUAUUGCGUAUAAACUAUUGGAUGCUACGAUGUAAAAUGAUUGGAGAUGUACCACAAGAAGUUGCAAUAUAUAUGCUUCAUAAAAAUAUUGAGAAAGAUCAGUUAGAUACGGUUAUAGAAGGAACAAACGACUGUAUUAAUAUUAUAAUUGCGACAGACAUUAUUGAAAGUAUCAUUCCAAAGUUUUUAAUUAACUAUAUUAUUGAUUUGGCUCGAACGCGAAGAAUGUUAUAUAAUUCCGAUACAGGAUAUAAGGAACUUGCUUAUGAUUGGAUAGCGGCAGAGGCUCUUGAAAAUCGUUCACGUCUAACUAGUCGCAUAGGCGCAGAUGUAAAAUGUUUUCGUUUUAUUCCUGCUUUUAUGGUGGACAUACUCCCGAAAAAUUAUGCAGCAGAAUUAUUGAACAUGCCGCUGGAUCGUGUUUGUUUAACCGUAAAGUUAUUAUCACCACAUACUAUGGUUUCUGAAUAUUUGCAAACGACCAUUUCUAGAGCACCUUUUAUUCAUAUCCAUAACACUGUUGAGUUUCUGAAGAAAAUAUACGUAUUUGAUGAACUGGAAGAAGUCACGUGGUUGGGAUGUCGCUUAAUUGAUGUACCCAUUGAUUGCCAAUUGGGAAAACUACUUGUUUUCGCUAUACUUUUACAAUGUUUAGAUCCCGUACUCACAAUUGUAAGUUUUUUGUCAACCAUUGAUCCACUCCAAUUACCUACUGAGAUAGGUAAUAAGCAAGGAGUUGAACACUUAUGUUCUAAAAUUAAAGACGAACGCAAACGAUUAGCCGAGAAUGUACUUUCGGAUCAUUUGAUAUAUUUGCGUUUAUAUCAAGAAUGGCAAAACAAUUUGCGUGAUGAUAAUCCCGAAAUGGUACUAAUAGAUGAGCAAGAUUACGUUUUAAAUGGAAUUUUAGAAAAAGUUUGCGAUAUUCGUACACAUUUAGUAGGUGCUUUGCGAUCGUCACAACUUAUACAUAAUCAAGGGCAAUUAAGCAUGCAUUACAUAAAUUUAAAAUCAAACAGUUGGCCUAUGAUUAAAGCAACACUUGUGGCCGGUCUGUAUCCCCGCCUCUGCAUAGUGGAUACAUAUGAAGGAUGUAUUAAAUGUAAUAGCCCUAAGGAACUUGCUAUUCAUCCAAUUUCAGUACUUGGUGCGCAAGCUAUGGAGCCAUUAAACACUAAAGCACGGUCAUAUCCUUCCAUUUGGAUUGUCUAUGGAAACGAUAUAAAUAGGAUUAACUGUAAUAGCACCAGAUGUUGUUCCCUGGUAUCACCAUUAACGGUGGCCAUGUUCGCAGGUCCACCCAAGAUAGAUUCAUCAAAUAUAUGCAACUUGAAUGUAGCAGGGAACUAUUUUAGAACUGGAAGCAAUAUUCAUAAAAAAGAAACAACAGUGGCAGUAUUUUAUGUAGAUGAUUGGAUUGAAAUCAGAAUGGAGCAUACGACCGCUCAACUUCUACUGAAAACACGACAAUAUUUUUAUUCUGCAUAUAUGAAUUUUUUGCAAAAUUGUGGCAGCAUAGACAAGUGGCGACGAACUAAUUCAUUUCUAGCUGCAGUUUCCCGUUUAUUCGAUACCUUGGAAAGAGUAUUUGCAUUUGAAGAUCAGGCUUGUGGUUUUAUAAAACCACUCAAUAUAGGAUUACGGCCUAAAGCAGUGCCUAACAAAUUUAUAAAUUCGUUUAAUGCUGUUAUAAGCUGGAAUGGAGACACAUCUAUGCAAAGAGAGAGCACUUCAAAGCGCCUUGAUUUAAAGAAAAAAACUCACACAUGUUUGGACGGAAAGAGAGACUUUGUAUGUUUGCAAAAGCAGUUUUUUGCAGUUUAUAUUUCCCAGCCGGACUUGAUAUUUCGUAAAUAUCCACAAGAAUGGUUGCGUGAUGCUGUCGCAAAGGUUGUUGAGCCCUGCUUAAGGAGGGAUAGAUUAACCUUUGUAAUUCUGUACAACAAGAAUCCUGACCAGUUUUGCAUGGUGGCACUUGCUGUAAAAAUAUUUGGCGUAUUCAAAUUACAAGAGUACUUUAAAAACAAAAUAUAUAUUAAUGAAUUACUGAAAAUUUGCUCAAGACAAAACAUUUGCGUGCCUACAUUUAAUGAGAAACGGAACGCUUUUUAUGUGGAUGCAGCAGUGGGCAAGCUUAUUUUGGAUUUAUUUGCCUUUCGUAAUAACUGGCUGGAAUAUAACUAAAAGUUGUAUUUUACUUUAAUUUUAAUACGGCUUUAAUGAUAAAAUAAGUUGAAAAUGCGUCAAUUAGGUAUGUACGAACAUAAAGUACCUAUAUAUUUUUAAAUUAUGUUUGAGUUGCUGCUGUCUUGUUUUUAAACUUUCAACUUGAAAUAAUGAAGUUAAUUUUUUUUUUUACGAAAUACAGUGAGUUCAAUAAAAUGAGCAUGGAAUUGAAGAAAAUGUCCUUUAAUCGCUUACAGAUGUUUAAAAUUAAACUGUGACAAGUCGUAUUUUAUUGAAUAGAAAGCGACAAAAAAGAGAAAAACACCUUGCAAAAAAUAAUGUUUUAAAUCAGUGAGUAUUUUUUAGAGUGUAUUCGUGUGUAGAGUAACUCAACUGUCCCAGUGUCUAGUCCUCUCCGUUUUUCACUUCAUGUGUAAUUAGGACCAAAACUGGUUUCCUUUCAAUCGUUUCUGUACGGAAAUAAUAUGCAAAAUAGAUAUUUUCUAAAGUCUCUGUUCGAACACUUAACUCAAAGCACCGGUGCUAUGUUGCCAUUUUUGUUAAUGUGUUUUGCGGGGUUGUCACUUUUCUCUUCAGGAAUGAUUAUCAACAAAUCAUUCAAUAUAUAAUUUGUAGCUUUCGCCAUCUGGGAGAACAGAAGGCAUGUACAGGUACGGAAAAAUAUUUCUGUGAUUAAACAUUAUAAUAAUUUCAAAUCAAAUGCUGUUAAAACGUGUUGAAACACCAUAAUAAUUUCCUGAAAAAGAACAAUUCGUUUUCUGCAGCCAACUUUACUUCUUAACGCGCAGUCAAAAUCGAUUUUUUUUGAACGCUCAGCGUUGUCGCAGGUCUUAUUUAGCUUUACGCCAUACAAAAUCUGUUGUUGAGGAAUUUUUGACAGUAAUUUCCCGCUGCCAUUUUUAUUUAAUGACGAUAGAAACUUUUCUGCUCGCCUGCAUCUAUAUAAUCUGUUCUCUGAAACUAUAUGGAAUGGAAUUUGAAAAACUGCGAAACAGUGUUACCCUGUGGGAACGGUUGAACAGAAUUGUUAAAUUGUUUAAUUCAUUAUAUUUUAAAUUUUGUGCUAUCGUGUUAAAAUUCAUAUAAAACUUAUUUUCUUAUUUUA